AUCGUUUUGGAAGAUCAGUCAUCUAUUUGCUCUCUUCAUGAUGAGGUCGUUUUUGUUUGUGGCGAUGCUGCUGAUUCCUGGUUCCAGUUUGGCACAACUGGUUUACAGAGACUAUGGCUUUCCAUUCAGAGGAGGAUUGAAUAGAGGACAAGAUGGUCUUAUUUAUGAAGGCAAUAGGGGAGGCCCCUUUUAUAAUGGCCAUCUUCAAACUCGAUUAAUUUCCGAAGGAUACACUGGGGGCCCAUUCGGCGGUAAUUAUAGAGAAAAUGGAUUGAUCAGUGGUGGUAACACUGGAGGACCUUUUGCCGCUAACCAAAACCAAGGAAAUUUAGUUUCCGGAGGAAAUAGUGGAGGUCCCUUUUCUAAAAACCAAUGGACGGAUGGCUAUCAGUCUUCAGGCUAUCCCGAAAGUGGUCUUAUUAGUGGCAGUCAAACUGGAGGUCCAUUCGCCAACGAAGAUCUUAUUUCAAACACCAACAGCGGAGGUCCGUUUAGCCAAAAUCCAGGAAGAUAUGGAACACCGGGCCAAGGUGGUCUGAUUAGUGGCAAAAGGCCAGGAGGUCCUUUUGCCCUGGAUGACAACGAAGAAGGAGUAAUUUCUGGAGGAAGUAGCCAAGGUCCCUUUGCACAAGGUGAAAGUGGUCUUAUAAGUGGAACCAAGAAAGGAGGGCCAUUCCAAAGUGAUAAUCAACAAGAAGGACUAAUUUCUGGUGGGAACAGUGGAGGUCCUUUUGCCAAUUCAACUGAUCAAGGACAAGCUGGAAGUGGUUUGAUCAGUGGCAGUAAUACUGGUGGACCAUUUGGCAACGGAAAGUAAAGGAUACUUAAAUUUAAAUAUAAAAGUAGUAUCGUAGUGGUAUAAAAUUCAAAUAAAAAACACUUGAAUGCUACAAGCAUCGAAAGUA
This is a messenger RNA of Drosophila ficusphila, 905 nucleotides long. RefSeq lists its product as uncharacterized. Bases 38 to 817 code for a protein of 259 amino acids. The transcript has a single exon. The record is from RefSeq and is a predicted model, not a curated record. NCBI's taxonomy places the organism in Eukaryota, Metazoa, Arthropoda, Insecta, Diptera, Drosophilidae.